Messenger RNA from Lactuca saligna, 1149 nucleotides. The record is from the annotation of a GenBank genome assembly. Lineage: Eukaryota; Viridiplantae; Streptophyta; Magnoliopsida; Asterales; Asteraceae.
AUGUCAAGAGACCAAUACAACAUUCAUGACAUAAUUCCAAAUAUGAAGAAAAAUUGGACUGUCUUGAUUCAAGUUUUGGAAUGUGGACACAUAAAACUAAGUAAGGAAAGGAAAAAAUUUAGAAGGAUCGUGUUUGCUGACACACAGGGAACAAGGGUGCAAGCAUUAAUCUGGAGCAAUAACCUUGACUAUUAUGAAAAUACUUUCGAACCCUACAAGCGUUAUCAAAUAUCAAAUGCUAAUUUGAUAUACACUGAACCACGUUUUCAACUUGAUUCAUAUGAAUAUUCAUGGACACUAAGCAAACUGACACUCAUUGAACCUUUUCAAGAUGAAACCUCACCAACACUCACAUGCAAUUUCACCUUUACUCCCUUUAGUGACCUGUACAAAUAUGCAGAUGAGGAAAGAGAUAUAAAUGUGAGGGGUAUUGUAAUAAAAUGUUUUCCAAGUCAAAAGAUGAAACAAGGCCAAGAGCCAUCUUCAAAAAGAGAUGUAAUCAUUGUUAACGAAGAGAAAAAACUUUUAAUAUUAACAUUAUGGAAUUACAUCAAUGAAAAUGAAGGCAAUACCUUAGACCAAAUAGUGGAAUCCGGGCCAAUGAUAUUCGCACUGAGAGUAAAGGUGACAACUUUCUACGGACAAUCACUCUCAACAAGUAGUAGCUCUGCAAUUCUUAUAAAUCCACCAGUGACAGAUGAUUUACAGCUAAAAAAUUGGUAUACAAAUAGCAAAACAGGAAUUAAAAAACUACUUCAACAACAAACAUAUAAGGAUACCGAUAUUCUGUUGCCCCCUCCCCAAGAGAGAGACAUACUUCUGAUAGGCAAAGCAAUUACAAGAAUGAAAAAUGGUAAACCUACAUGGAUAAAAGGAAGUCUUAUGUUGCCUCGUCAAGAUAGAAGUUUCACACAAACAGCAUGUGCCAAUUGUUUAAAACCAGUUGUGGCUGAUGUACAGUGGAUCAUCACAUGCUCUGCCUGCAAAAAACAAUCUAAAGUGCAGCUCAUGUCUAGGGCAAUAGUCGAAAUCGAUGAUGGUACCGGUUCAAUUGCAGCAAUGAUUUUAACGCCAGAAAUUGAAAAGUUUAUGAAAGUCGACUACAAUGAUAUCAAAGAUGCAGGAGAAAAUAUAAGCCUAUUAUUUUAA